UUCUAAUAUGUUCAACACUGAAGUUCACUCUUUGUAGGUCUAACCAUCCCCAUGCUUCAGCAGGAACCUGGUUAGUUAUUGCUACCAAUUCCCCUAUGUCCACUGAAAUAUUAUAGUACGUGUUACACAGCUGAUAUGUUACAUCACCGGCCCCCAACACUACUGUGGUGUCCACACAUAGGUCAGUCUUGCAGUGGGAGCUGCUGCUGAAUACUUGUUCAGUCUGGAAGUUGCCUUUACGAAUUUUAUGAUCUGGACCGUUGUAAGCGACGGUAGCAGGGAUGUAGAUGAAGUGACAGGUUUAAGUUCAGACUCAAGCUCCUGCUGAGGUACAAUGUGACCAGCCCUCCUUCCUCUUUUGCCAUUAAUCUACCCCUUUGUGUAAUCCUUCCAAGCCCUCUUCCUUUGAGUAUGACCUUUUUGCCAAUGUCUGGGCUGAUGAAGCACAAGAAAGAAUCCAGUCAACCAUACAGAUCUUGCCUCAAUGGUAGCAACAUUAUUGUGAGCAGUUUUGGGCCCCAUGUCGGAGGAGGGAUGGGCUGGUGUUGGAGGGGGGUCAAAAGUAGGUUUAUGACAAUGAUCCCAGGGAUCAUUGUGUUUAUGUAUGACGAGCUCUUGGCCUGUACUCGCUGGAGUUUAGAGGGAUGAGGGGGAACCUCUGAAACUUUCCAAAUAGUGAAAGGCCUGGAUAGAGUGAAUGUGGAGAGGAUGUUUCCACCAGUGGGAGAAUCUAGAACCAGAGGGCACAGCCUCGGAAUAAAAAGAUGUACCUUUAGAAAGGAGAUUUGGAGGAAUUUAUUUUCAGAGGAUGAUGAAUCUGUGGAAUUCAAUGCCACAGAUGGCUGUGGAGGCCAAGUCAUGAUGUACUUUUAAAGUGGAGAUUGACUGAUAUUUGAUUAGUAAGGGUGUCAAAGGUCAUGGGAAGAAGGCAGGAGAAUGGGGCUGAGGGGGAAAGAUAGAUCAGCGAUGAUUGAAUGGUGGAGUAGACUUGAUGGGCUGAAUGUCCAAUUACUGCUCCUAUGACUUAUGAACAUGAACUUUCCUUGUCUCCAAAUCUAUUACCAAUACAAUAGCUGAAUAGUGGUUCCUACUGUAGGUCCCAAAUCCAGGGCCUCCUGAUGAGAUGAAUUCAAGGCUUAUCUAACCAGUUUUUAAAAAGUGGUGUAAUCAUGUCCCAGAUUGUUUUCUGCUUAAUACUCCUCGUGCUUUCAAUCUUUGCACUUUUCUUAGUCCACGGCAGACACGUUUGCCAGUGGAACCACCACAUUGAAUCUUCCUAAUUAUUUAUCCCCCUCCCAUUUGAUUCCUCAGUUUCCUUCUGAAAUUCUCAUUCCUCUCUUCAUUAGCGGCCUUCUCAACCAUGGUCCAGGCAUCACCCCAGAAUGCAGGGAGGAGAACAUCCCAGUUAUUCCAUGGCCAGUUAGCUUCUGCCAGGACAUGAAGCCCCUGGGAUGCAACUGGUGGAUCUCCAUCAUCCCCCACAGUUUACACUCCGUGUUCUUAUUCAGACAUUGGUUGCCUGCCAACCCCCAUCAAAGCAAUCCUACAAGUGGCAUUCCUUUUCUUGUUUUCCUUGCAGCUCUGUUGAUCCAAAGACAUGCAGCUUUAUAGGUAAAGAUAGACACAAGUGCUGGAGUAACUCAGCGGGUCAGGCAGCAUCUCUGAAGAAAAAGGAUGGGUAGUGUUUCAGGUCAGGACCCUUCUUCAGUGCUUAAUUGGUUUCUGUAAAUUGUCCCUAGUUUAUAGGAUAGAACUAGUGUAUGGGGAUCACUGCUCGGCAUGGACUUUUGGCACAGUAUCUCUAAACAACCAGUAAACUGUGAGGCCCAGUGCAAAUUGGAGGAACAGUAGCUCAUAUUUCACUUGGGUAGCUUGCACCCCAGCGGUAUGAAUAUUGAUUUCUCUAACUUCAAGUAGCCCUUGUUUCCCUUUCUCUCCAUCCCCUCCCCUUUCCUAGUUUGCCUACCAGUCUUACUGUCUCCGACUACAGAUUAUCUCUGUACCGCCCACUCCCCUGACAUCAGUCUGAAGAAGGGUCUCGACCCAAAACGUUACCCAUUCCUUCUCUCCAGAGAUGCUACCUGUCCUGCUGAGUUAUAACCAUAUAACAAUAUAACCAUAUAAUCAUAUAACAAUUACAGCACGGAAACAGGCAAACUAGGUCCUUCUAGUCCGUGCCGGACACUUAUUCUCCCCUAGUCCCAUCUACCUGCACUCAGACCAUAACCCUCCAUUCCUUUCCCGUCCAUAUACCUAUCCAAUUUAUUUUUAAAUGAUAAAAUCGAACCUGCCUCCACCACUUCCACUGGAAGCUCAUUCCACACAGCUACCACUCUCUGAGUAAAGAAGUUCCCCCUCAUGUUACCCCUAAACUUCUGUCCCGUAAUUCUCAAGUCAUGUCCUCGUGUUUGAAUCUUCCCUAUUCUCAAUGGGAAAAGCUUGUCCACAUCAACUCUGUCUAUCCCUCUCAUCAUUUUAAAGACCUCUAUCAAGUCCCCCCUUAACCUUCUGCACUCCAAAGAAUAAAGAUCUAACUUGUUCAACCUUUCUCUGUAACUUAGUUGCUGAAACCCUGGCAACAUUCUAGUAAAUGUCUUCUGAACUCUCUGUAUUUUACUCCAGCAUUUUGUGUCUACUUUCUAUUUAAACCAGCAUCUGCAGUUCUUUGCAACCCACUAAACUACUGUUGUGUGUGUGUGCAGCCUUCAGACUUACUUGUUGUACAGUACAGCCUUGAACCCAAAUCUGGAAGCUGCCUUAAUCAGAAAAAAUCAUCAAUGGAUUCAGAGCUGCCACAGCCCUUAUGGGUUUAUGCCAACCCAUAACUAACCAACUAUGGUUGAAUACUUUACCCCGAUUUUUUUCAAAUGUUGGCGUAAGCCUACUCAAAAGGGAAAAAUAAACUGGCAAAGCCUUAAAACUAUUGGUCCCGGAACUGAAACUUUUGUUACCAGUGAAUGGAACGAUGUCAGUAAAUGUUCAAGGAAAAACUCAGUUUGAGUAACAAGUGGUGAAAUAUGCAAAAGGUCUGUGCAAUGAUUGGCUGUGAUUGAAGAGAAAUGAUUACAUGCUGGCAGUGAGGAGUACAAAACCACCACUCCAUUCAAGGCUUGCGUUUCUGCUGCUGUGGCGUUUGAGUUGAGGGGAAGAUGGCUCUAUCGUUUGAAGUUCUCUUGCUGCCUCUUUUUGUGUUCCACCAACUAAGCAGUUCAGAUGGCCUUUCCUGGAGAAACUGUAGGGGAGGUGAGGAGCCUGUCACACUGAAAAACAUGACAGUACAACCGGAUCCUAUUAAAAUACCAGGACAAAUCUUGCUUGAAGGGACUGCCUAUGUGGCUGAGUCGCUGACAUUACUUAAGGCUGAAGUGACUAUACACAAGAAACUUCUCUUUUGGUGGAAACUUCCCUGUGGUGAUUCCGAAUGCACUUUUGAUCUCUGCAAGCCGCUUCAUCUGGGACCAAGUUGCGCAGUUAGCAGUGGAUUCUUGUACUUUCCACCAACAAAAUUCAAUAUUCCAAAACAACUCAUCUCUACCUAUUGGGCCAGUGGUCAAUACAAAGCCACAAUUGACCUGAAGAGUCCCAAAGCAAAUGUUGGCUGCAUUGAACUGUAUUUCAGCAUUGAGCAAGAUGAGCAAUAGUUAUCAGUAAUUGGGCAUAACAUUCAACAGUCCUUGGCUGAAUGUGUUAUUCCCUCCCCAAACUAUCCUGCCCUUCUACUCCCCCACCCCCUCCCACAACUCUGUUCGAUGUUUAUACUAAUUUUGUCAGAUUUUUCUUCUCAAAAAUCCCUGCACUUUAAAACAAAUAACAUUUUUGGGCUGACUAGAGUCCUCUCAGACUCUGUUAAAUGCCAGUUUCAUUUUCUUCUUGAUUGUCUCCUGAAGUCAACGUUGACUUGCUUCUACUUCAGUUUUGUGGGUUCUGGGAUUGCUGAACAGUCCUAUGUUGGAUAUGUCUUAUGUCCCAUGUUAAACAGAUGGGUGAGCAGUUCGGGAGCAGCUGGCUUUCUUCCACUGUCUUCCACUGCCUCCCGUGGGCUCCCAAAGAGAUGUCAAGGUAUCAGUUCCAUCCCAAAUGCUGCGUCUCCAUUUGAGGAAGUCAUGGAAUCUAUCAAUAAGGAUGUCACCUUUAUGUAAGAAUUUCCUGACCUGCUUCAAGUAUCCCCCUGGUAAUUUCCUGAGAUGACAGAGUUUGAAGUAGAGUGUCUGUUUCAGAACUCUGGUGUUGGGCACACAAAAGAUACUAUCUUCUCAUUGGAAAUUGCACGUUCUGUCCUGAAUGCCAGAAUGUUUGUCCUGGAUGCAAAUGUUGACAUUGGACUUUACUGAGGUAGCAUUUAUGGGAUGACCCCACUUGUUGAGGUGCCUGAAAAAGUGAAGCCUUUCCUCUGAAAGGUACAAGAGGGUGUGGGUGCUACUAAUUAGUAGACUGUCAUGUUUGAGGUCUUUAUCUUCCAAUACAUUGUUCCUCUGAUAAAUAAAGGCUGUUCCCGGGGGAUUGGGGAAUGGGAAGAUUAUCCAUUGAUGUUUGCUUUCACUGAGAGAUACUUCACAUGAUUAGAAAAUGACUCAUGCUGUAUGUAAUCUUGUCACAGAUCUUAAUUUGCAGAACAUGGGCUUGUACAUAGGCCUAGGUUGAUAGAAGACCUAUAUUUUGCAGAUGUUUAGUAUAAGGUUCAUUCUCUUAUCUGCUUUGGUGAAUGAGUCCGUGAUGAUUUGGAGGCUGGCUUCUGAAUGUGCACAUUUGCAGUCAUUGUCUCUACACUGUGUGUGAUGGAUAAGAUUGGACUGAUGAUGCAGAAACAGAUGAAGCUGAACCAUUUCCUUUCUUGUUGUAAAUCAGCUGCAGGCCAGUGGGAUGUUUGUUGGAAGCGAGUCAUAGGAUCAUAGAGUCAUACUGUGUGGAAACAGGGCCUUUGGCCUAACUUAGUUGCCCUCAUCGACCAACGUGCCCCAACUGUACUACUUCCCACCUACCUGUGUUUGGCCCAUAUCCCUCUAAACCUGUCCUACCCAUGUACUUGUUCAAAUGUCUUUUAAACAUUUUCAACUAUCUCCUCCGGCAGCUCAUUCCAUAUAUCUACCACCAUUUGUGUAAAAAAGUUGUCCCUCAGGUUCUUGUUAAAUUUUUCCCUCCCCCACCCCCCGAUCCUUAAACCUAUGACCUGGUUUUUGAUUCCCAUAUUCUGGGUAAAAGAUUUUGUGCAUUUAACCGAUCUAUUCCUCUCAUGAUCUAAUUCACCUAUAUAAGAUCGCCCAUCAUCCUCCUGCAUUCCAUGGAAUAAGUCCUAGCCUGUUCAACCUUUCUCUAUAACCUCCUUUCUCUAUAACCAGGCCCUCAAAUCCUGGUAAACCUUCUGAGCUGAAAUAUUGCAGCAAGAAAGAUUGUCGUGAGAGUUGAUAACGUGAUCCUCCUUUGCUUUUCUAGUCUGCACAGUCGUUGACCUGUGAUGGACUUAUCGUUCAGAAUCAUUCUUUGCUUAGGGCAGAAAGAGACUGUUGGCCAAAUUUGGGAAUAAUUCCACUCAAUUCCCUUCACCUAAUAGAGUCAAAAGGCAUUGUUUGUUCUAAAGGCCUUGUCAGUGUUUGCCAAUCUUAGCAAUAUUCCCAGUGUGCAGUGAAAAUCAUGUUUAUUGCACCUUCACACUGCAGCUUGAGUGCAGCUAUUGGGUGGAGGGCCACCGAGGAGGAUAGAUUUUUAUGAAUUCAUUUCUUGUGGAAACCACAGGGAAAACCGCUGUAAUUGCAGCAUUGAGAUCCAUCUCUAUUAUUGGUAUUAGCCAUCUUACAACAUCUCCAAUCCCACUGCCAAGUACUUUCCCCACCCUACCCCUCCUUCGCAUUUCUCCCCCUUGUGGCUAAACAGUGCUAUUGUUUCAGUGUAAACCUCCGAUGAUGCCUCACAGGAGCAUUGAUUGAUUGACCAGUCGAUUGAUUGAUUGAUUGAUUGAUUGAUUGAUUGAUUGAUUGAUUGAUUGAUUGAUUGAUUGAUUGAUUGAUUGAUUGAUUGAUUGAUUGAUUGACAGGGUUAUUGAUUGAUUGACAUGGUGAUUGAUUGACCAAUUGGCCGGUUGAUUGAUUGGUCAUUCUUGAGAAAAUGUAGAGACCAAUUGAUCUACAAGCCUGCAUGUCUUUGGGAUGUGGGAGGAAACCGGAGAAUGCGAUGGAAACCCACGUGGUCACCCAUGUGGCAAACGUGCAAACUCUACCUAGACAGCACCGAGGUCCAGAUGGUAGCAGCUCUACUACCAUCUGUGCCAUUGUGCCACCCCAAUUAUCAGAUACAUUUUUUCACCAAGCCAGCUGUCACUGGAGAUAUGAAGGACGCACAAGAGACCAGAACUGAAGGAACACAGAGGGCUUACUAACACCAUCCACUCAUUGAGAGACAAUGUCUGGAGCUGUUGGUUCCCACUCACUGAAAUUUCCUGCCCAAUUGUUCACCAAUUGAUCAUCUUCUGAAGAUCCUCUCCAUGCUUUACCUCACCUAAUCUCUGCCCAUCCUGCUAAUGAUGCGUUCAAUAACUCUGAGCCCAAUUUUGAGAAGGCUACUUUAAAGAUGUUAGUGCCUUCCUGUACAUUAAAGUGUGCAACAAUGCCAUCUUCAGCCUUCCACAACACCCAAACAUUCUUGGAAAUGUAAAAAAUCAUUAAAAUUUGCUUUCAACAUAGUUUUACUGCCAAGUUGCUUUCUCUUCUGGUUUGAUUCGUUGGUUAUUACUGACUGCAAUAACCACAGCAGGGAUAAGGGUAUUACAUUGGUAAUGUUUUCAACACUGUUUAGUUUAGUUUACAGGUACAGCAUGGAAACAGGCCAUUUUGCCCAAUGAGUCCAUCACACUAGAUGGACACAAAGUGCUGGAGUAACUGGAGCAGGACAAACAGCUUCUCUGGAGAGUAGGAAUGGGUGACGUUUCGGGUCGAGACCCU
Molecule: messenger RNA, 6932 nt
Organism: Leucoraja erinaceus (little skate)
Lineage: Eukaryota; Metazoa; Chordata; Chondrichthyes; Rajiformes; Rajidae
Product: ganglioside GM2 activator-like
Exons: 4
Coding region: 3150-3641 (163 amino acids)
Biological process (GO): ganglioside catabolic process; lipid transport
Cellular component (GO): cytoplasmic side of plasma membrane
Molecular function (GO): enzyme activator activity; lipid carrier activity
Source: RefSeq, a predicted model, not a curated record